This is a messenger RNA of Naegleria fowleri, 957 nucleotides long. RefSeq lists its product as uncharacterized. The transcript has a single exon. The record is from RefSeq and is a predicted model, not a curated record. Gene Ontology annotation, molecular function: NAD+ poly-ADP-ribosyltransferase activity. Bases 1 to 957 code for a protein of 318 amino acids. Lineage: Eukaryota; Heterolobosea; Eutetramitea; Acrasida; Naegleriidae.
AUGGAAAAGAAGACAAUAGUGCCAAAGCAAAAGAUUUACAUGUUCAAAGUUAUAUCACUCGAUACAGACAAGGACAUAUUCAAAACAUAUUACAAGCAAAUGAUUCAAGACUCAUCACGAACUCGUACUUGUACUCUUCCAAUCAGCUGUACAAAAGGAAUAGUUGACUCUUUUAUGGAAAGUCACAAGAAAUUCAAAUCACUUCCACCCUAUUUGCUUGAAGUUGACACUACCAAAAUGCCAAUUGUAGUCAAAGGAUUCAAAUAUUCUGUUGACAAAUUCUGUAAGAAGAUUGUAUACGAGAUUGCAAACUCUCCUUCUUUAGCACAAUCCGUGGUUUAUCCUUCCAACUGGACACCUCAACAGAACAAUCUUGAAAUUGUUAAGGUUCUUGACAAUUCUGAUGAAUACUUAAAAAUUGUCAACAGAUUUAAAGAAACCAUGCCAAAUUCUACAAUUGUCUCCAUUGAGAGAAUUCAAAACAAAUUCCUCUAUCAAGCGUUCAAAAACGAAUGGGAUCGAUUGGAAAGCAUCAAAAAGGAACUGAAAGGCUCCUGGUCUUGUGAUCCUGUACAACUCUUCCAUGGAACAAGAGGUACCAAUCCAGUUCUAAUUUACAAUGGACAAGAUGGAUUCGAUAUGCGUUUUUCAGCUUCAGGAAUGUGGGGACAGGGAAUUUACUUUGCUAAAAAAGCGAGCUAUUCCAACGGCUAUGGAUUUACGAAUGAAAAUAACACCAAAAAGAUGUUUCUUGCUGACGUUUUGCUCGGUGAUUACAUUGAAAUUCGUUCAGAUAAUUCCUUACGUUUGCCACCUGAAAAACCUGGUAUUUCCACAUCUGUCUUUGCAACCGUUCGAUAUGAUAGUGUUAAAGGUUUCACUGGUGAUUCUGAUGUAUACAUUGUAUACCAAAAUUCCAAGGCUUAUCCGUCAUACCUGAUUACUUACAGACCUUAA